Molecule: messenger RNA, 5195 nt
Organism: Cololabis saira (Pacific saury)
Lineage: Eukaryota; Metazoa; Chordata; Actinopteri; Beloniformes; Belonidae
Product: NLR family CARD domain-containing protein 3-like
Exons: 11
Coding region: 94-3129 (1011 amino acids)
Molecular function (GO): protein binding
Source: RefSeq, a predicted model, not a curated record
AGUAUUCAGAGUUCAGACUCCAUGUUGAUGUGGACGGAGCAGCAGAGGAAACCAGAUUCAAAGAUGGUGGGUGUUUCUGGUUCAUGUUUCUGAAUGACUGAAGUCCAGAAGAUGGAUGAUUGUGUGGAGGAAGAGGAGGAGAGACCAGAGUCUCCAGGAUCCAUCAGUGUCUCUAUGAAGAGUGACAUGUCCAAUGAAAAACCUCCAGACUUCAGUGAAGAACCUGGACCUUCAGACACAAACAAUCAGCCUCAAACACAUGACGAUGUGACGUCUGAGGACCAGGAUGACUCCAGGGAAGGGAUGAUCUCCAGGAGUGACAGCUAUACUGUAAAAAUGUGGUUGAAGGGCACUUUGAAGAAUUUGGACUCCAGUGGGCUGAAGGAAUUCCACUGGUACCUGAAUAAUGCAGAUCAAUCAAAGGUUGGUUUCAAACCGAUUGAACUGUGUUAUCUUGAAAAGGCGGACAGAUUGGACACAGUAAAUCUGAUGAUGCAGCGGUUCUCCUCAAAGACCAGAGAGGUGGCCGAGACGAUUUUAAAGAUGAUGAAAAGUGAUAAAGAAAAACCUGUUGUCCAGGACGAUCCAGUCUCUCCAGCUGGUGCAACAGAUACGCCAGUUGAAGUUUGUAAAAAGUUGAAGUGUAAGCUGCAGAAGAAGUACCAGCAUGUGUCUGAGGGGAUUGCUAAAGCAGGAGAGAAAACCCUUCUGGAGCAGAUCUACACAGAGCUCUACAUCACAGAGGGAGGGACCGGAGAGGUCAACGAAGAACAUGAAGUCAGACAGAUUGAAGCAGCUUCCAGGAAACCAGACAGAGCAGAAACAGCCAUCAGACAGGAAGACAUCUUUAAACCCCCACCUGGAACAGAUGAACGAAUCAGAACGGUGAUGACGAAGGGAGUGGCCGGCAUCGGGAAAACAGUCCUAACACAGAAGUUCAGUCUGGACUGGGCUGAAGGCAGAACCAACCAGGACAUCCAGUUCCUGCUUCCAUUCACCUUCAGACAGCUGAAUGGACUGAAAGAGAAAAAGUUCAGCUUGGUGGAACUUGUUCAUCGAUUCUUCACUGAAACCAGAGGAAUCUGCAACUUUGAAGAGUUCCAGGUCGUGUUCAUCUUUGACGGUCUGGAUGAGAGUCGACUUCCUCUGGACUUCCACAACAAUGAGUUCAUGACUGAUGUUACAGAGUCCACCUCACUGGAUGUGCUGCUGACAAACCUCAUCAUGGGGAACCUGCUUCCUUCUGCUCGUCUCUGGAUCACCACACGGCCCGCAGCAGCCAAUCAGAUCCCUCCUGAGUGUGUUGACAUGGGGACGGAGGUCAGAGGGUUCACUGACACACAGAAGGAGGAAUACUUCAGGAAGAGGUUCAGAGAUGAGGAGCAGACCAGCAGGAUCAUCUCCCACAUCAAGACAUCACGGAGCCUCCACAUCAUGUGCCACAUCCCAGUCUUCUGCUGGAUCACUGCUACGGUCCUGGAGAACGUCCUGGAGAACGUCCUGGAGAACGUCCUGGAAACCAGAGAGGGAGGGGGGCUGCCCAAAACCCUGACUGAGAUGUAUAUCUACUUCCUGGUGGUCCAGGCCAAACUGAAGAAGGCCAAGUAUGACGGAGGAACUGUGACGGAUCCACACUGGAGUCCAGAGAGCAGGAAGAUGGUGGAGUCUCUGGGAAAACUGGCUUUUGAGCAGCUGCAGAAAGGAAACCUGAUCUUCUAUGAACCAGACCUGAGAGAGUGUGGCAUCGAUGUCAGAGAGGCUUCAGUGUACUCAGGAGUGUUCACCCAGAUCUUUAGAGAGGAGAGCAGCCUGUACGAGGACCAGGUCUUCUGCUUCAUCCAUCUGAGUGUCCAGGAGUUUCUGGCUGCUCUUCAUGUCCAUCUGACCUUCAUCAAGUCUGGAGUCAACCUGCUAGAACAAAAGAACAUAUUCUGGCGGUUUAAAAAAAGAGCCGUGACUAAGCUCCAUCAGAGUGCUGUGGACAAGGCCUUACAGAGUCCCAACGGACACCUGGACUUGUUCCUGCGCUUCCUCCUGGGUCUUUCACUGGAGACCAAUCAGAACCUCCUACGAGGUCUGCUGGAACCAGAACAAAGAAGAUCACAGAACAAUCAGGAAACAGUUAAAUACAUCAAGAAGAAGAUCAGUGGGGAUCUGUCUGCAGAGAGAAGCAUCAACCUGUUCCACUGUCUGAAUGAACUGAACGAUCGGUCUCUGGUGGAGGAGGUCCAACGGUACCUGGGGUCAGGACCUCUCUCCACAGAUCAUCUGUCUCCUGCUCAGUGGUCGGCUCUGGUCUUCAUCUUACUGUCAUCAGAAGAAGAUCUGGAGGAGUUUGACCUGCAGAAGUUCUCGCGUUCAGAGGAGACUCUACGGAAGCUGCUGCCGGUGGUCAAAGCCUCCAAGAAAGCUGUCUUGAGGGGCUGUAACCUCUCAGAGGACAUCUGUCCACUUCUGUCCUCAGUUCUCAGCUCUCAGUCCUCCAGUCUGACAGAACUGGACCUGAGUCUCAACGACCUGCAGGAUUCUGGACUGGAGCAGCUGUGUCCUGGACUGGAGAGUCCACACUGUCACCUGGAGUCUCUCAGGUUGUUUGACUGCAGUCUGUCAGAGAUCAGCUGUUCUUCUCUGGUCUCAGCUCUGAAGUCCAACCCCUCCCACCUGAAACAUCUGGACCUGAGUAUCAACAACCUGCAGGAUUCAGGAGUGAAACAUCUGAGUGGAUUUCUGGAGAGUCCAGACUGCAGACUGGAGACUCUGAGUUUGCAGAGCUGCGGUCUGUCAGAGAUCAGCUGUUCUUCUCUGGUCUCAGCUCUGAAGUCCAACCCCUCCCACCUGAAACUUCUGGACCUGAGUCACAACGAGAACCUGGAGGAUUCAGGAGUGAAACAUCUGAGUGGAUUUCUGGAGAGUCCAGACUGCAGACUGGAGACUCUGAGAUUGGGGUGGUGCUGGUUGUCAGAGAUCAGCUGUUCUUCUUUGGUCUCAGCUCUGAAGUCCAACCCCUCCCAUCUGAAACAUCUGGACCUGAGCUGGAACGACCUGCAGGCUGCAGAUAUGAAGCAGCUUUCUGAUCUGGUGGAGAGUCCAGACUACCAGCUGAAGACUCUCAGGUGGAGAUAUGAUUAGAGAGUCCAGGACGGAUGUGUCGUGUCCUGAUCGUCCUCAGAGUUGAAGCAGCACCAGUUUGUGUGGACAGACUCUGACUGGGCCGUGAUGAAGAUGAUGAUGAAGAUGAAGAUGAAGAUGUACAUAGUUUCUGAAUUCCAGCAUUCUACAAACUUCUCAUAUAUUCAUGUAUUUCAUGUUAAGUAAAAAAGCCUUUAUUGCUAUUAUAUUCUUGUUAAAAUCCAGUACAUCAAAAUGUAGCAUUUAAUUAGGGCCCGAGCACUGACAGUGCGAAGGCCCUAUUGUAUCUGUAGGAAUUUAUUUUUUAUUUUUCCGACGAAAUUAGGGUCUUUUUUCCCCCUAAACGUGCCCUAAAAGUCACCAAAUUUUGCACCAAGCCAGACGUUGUGAAAAAUGUGAUUUUUAAUGGUUUGCAUUAAUGGGCGUGGCCUAACGGCUCAACAGCGCCCCCUAGAAAACUUUGUGCCUCAAGCCCCACAAUACGGUUUGACGUACAUGCACGAAAAUCGGUACACACCUGUAUCAUGUCACAACUUAAAGAAAAGUCUCUUGGAGCCAUGGCCCAAACCCAACAGGAAGUCGGCCAUUUUGAAUUAAUUGUGUAAUUUUGGCAAAAUUUAUGCCAUUCCCUCGGCCGUUAAUACGUGCAUCCAGGUGUGUUAUACAUCAAAAAAUGCGUCUCAAUCCUGCGACGCAUUACCUUUCCCAGUCAAAAGCGUUACCGUGGCGACGAUAGAUGCCAAAAAGCGCGCCUCCCCUUCAUCUGAUUGGUCCAUAUCUGAUAGUUCCUACUUUCUGCCAUAACUUUUGAAUGGUUUGUAUAGAGAGUCGUGGGUUGUUUCAUCCGCUAAAUGUCCAGGCCUGAAGAAUCUACAUGCAAGUCAUACAAGCUUCCACUGCAGCCUGAACCUGCACAAGGGUGGAGGGCCCGUUCAUCACUUCUUGCAGCUUUAACUUGAACUUGAGGUUAAUUCGACAAGCAAGCACUUUGUCUAAAGUCUGGAUGAGUUCUAGUACGGAGGUGCCUACUACUAAAGUACUGACAGAUAAAUGUCUACGCUGCCACGGCAGAGCUGCUCAGCUAGCAGCCGCCUCCUCCACCGAGUCACGUGGCUCCCCCGGUGUUUUCUUUUUAUUUACAUGUUUCCGUUUCCUUCCAAGUUUUCCUUUUGUUGUUGUCGUGUUUUCAGCUUCGUCAGGUUUUUAAAGUUUCUCUCUGCAUCACUGAUGAAGAGAGAGAGUGAAAAUAACAGCGUUUGUUCAUGAAACACGAAACACAAAUGAACUUGACUUGGUCAAUUAAUGUUCCUCAGAGUUUGUUCCAGUAAAUAUUGUAAAUGUUUUCUGGAUAUUAAGAUGAUUUUUUACACUUCAAAGAAAGUCAAAAUUCUUCAGUAAAACUUGGAUCUUUUCUCUUGUUCACUUUACUGUGGUUAAUAAGUGUUUGUCUGUGAUUAGUCUCAGUACCAGGAGCAGCACUGACCAUCACAAGGAACUUUUUACUCUCUUGUUCACCAUCAGCACAAAUCUGACUUUUAUUUCAUAAGAGAGAUCAUUUCACACUCUCUUUCUUUUAUUUAUUAUAAUACUGACAUAGAUUACACUCUCAUUUUAUCACAAACUGCACAAAACACUUGAAUAUGCGUCAGAUAUGAAGAAAGAACCCAAAAAGUUUAAAGCAGCACUAUGUAACUUUUCCAGCUUAAUCUAAUCAUCAUUCAUCAUCAUCAUUGUGAUGGAACAUCAACUUUCAACAGGUUUAAUGAACCUCUGUCAUGGUCUGAGGGGUCUGUAUCGCCUUCACUGGCACUAUGUAACUUUGAGGAGCAUGGUAGGAACCCUGCCUCACUAAAAAACUACACUUUUUUACGGCUUUGACUGCUUUACGGCAUACCUCACUUCCCCCUCCUUCCUGAUUCGUAGUCCAGAUGAAAGCUGGGCGGGGCGUGGAGCGCAGAGCUCAGCAGAAGCUGGUGUCACGGCCGAAGCAGCGGAAAAACACAAGAGGCAGGUGGAAGCAGCAACGGGAUGACCGGGGUGGGGACUGCAGGCAGGUGGAAGCAGCA